This is a messenger RNA of Cadophora gregata, 585 nucleotides long. RefSeq lists its product as uncharacterized. Lineage: Eukaryota; Fungi; Ascomycota; Leotiomycetes; Helotiales; Ploettnerulaceae. The record is from RefSeq and is a predicted model, not a curated record. The transcript is spliced from 2 exons. Gene Ontology annotation, molecular function: acyltransferase activity, transferring groups other than amino-acyl groups. The coding region runs from base 1 to 585 and encodes 194 amino acids.
AUGGCUCCAGAUCUCAUAAUAAAGCCAGCCGAGCCCAAGCACCUCACACCCAUUACCGCCAUCCAAACCCACUACGCACUCAACACCGUCCUAACAUUCGCCACAAUCGGUCUCACUGAGGCUGAGUUCGAAGCCAGAUAUCACAACAUAGUAUCAGAGAACCAACUUCCUUUCCUAGUAGCCAUCCUCCCAGCUAAAUCCCAGACCCAAGAAGACCCAGCAUCAGGAGAAGAGACAGUAGUCGGCUACACCUACAUCUCACCCUACCGGCCCAGCCUCCAAGCUUAUACUCAUACGGGAGAGCUCUGUCUCUUCGUCUACCCUCAAUAUCUAUACCAGGGAAUUGGAUCUGUGCUAUUGAAGGCAUUAUUCGAGUCAUGUAAGGAGACGAGAAUCAAAGAGCUUUUGGCGGUCAUGGCUGUUGAUGUAGAGACGAGGGGUGGAGGUUUAGGGUUAAGGGAUUGGUAUGUUAGCUGGGGCUUCAGGGAGAUUGGAACAAUGGAGAUGGUGGGACGCAAAUUUGAGAGGUGGGUUGAUGUGAUUUUCUUACAAAAGUACAUCGAUGGAAAGUUAGAUGUUGCCUAG